CAGCUGCGAUCAUAUCAAAGCGUAGCUCUUUCCCGCUCCCCGUGGACCUCACUCCAUCCUCGCUCUUCUUUACCACCCCAUCCUUCAACACACAACACUAGACACCCUAUCAUAUGCUCUAAAUCAUUUCGAUUCUUCAAAUUUCUCAACCUGGGUCUGCACUCCCGCAUAUCACCAGCCCUCCGCGGCCUCCUCACCAACCUCGAGCAACCCAAGCCUCCCAUCACAACCAUGGCCUGGCGCAGCUCAGGCACAACAAACGCAAGCCUAAUUGCCAAUCUCUCCAAAAAUGGGCUCAUACAAUCCACCCGCAUCCAAGAAGCCAUGCAGCGCGUCGAUCGCGCACACUACGCCCCCAGAAACCCCUACGACGACCACCCUCAACCCAUUGGGCACCGCGCCACAAUCUCCGCACCUCAUAUGCACGCGAACGCCUGCGAGACACUGCUCGAGUAUUUGAAACCAGGCGCGCGCGUCCUUGAUAUCGGAUCCGGGUCGGGAUAUCUGACAGCCGUGUUGGCGAAUCUUGUGGGGCGGGAGGGCAAAGUUGUAGGAGUUGAUCAUAUUGAGCCGCUUGUUGCGCUUGCCGAGGGAAACAUGGCGAAAUCGGAGGAUGGACAAAGGAUGAUGAGGGAAGGGCAGGUGCGAUUCGUCAAGGCGGACGGGAGGAAAGGGUGGUCAGAGGAUGCGCCAUAUGAUGCCAUUCAUGUGGGUGCUGCAGCUGCGGAGCAUCAUCAAGAGUUAGAGGAGCAGUUGAAAGCCCCUGGGCGUAUGUUCGUUCCUGUCGAGGAGGGGAGUGUGCAGCAUAUCUAUGUUGUAGAUAAGGAUGAAAAGGGCGUGGUUGUGAAAAAGAAGUUGUAUGGAGUGCAGUAUGUUCCACUGACAGAUGCACCGUCUGUGUGAGAGGUCAUCAGUAUAGGCAUUUCGCGUUGACGAGAAUCCAGCCAGAUUGCUGCGUAUCCUGUGGUUUUCAGGCAUAAUAUUUGGGUAUAUCGGGGGGAAGCUCAACGAACUCGAGCACUGUAUGCAGUCUCGGCAUGGCAUAAUGAAAUAGAAUGAAUUUGGGCACAAGU
This is a messenger RNA of Periconia digitata, 1073 nucleotides long. NCBI's taxonomy places the organism in Eukaryota, Fungi, Ascomycota, Dothideomycetes, Pleosporales, Periconiaceae. The record is from the annotation of a GenBank genome assembly.